Orycteropus afer afer is the source of this 930-nucleotide messenger RNA. RefSeq names its product olfactory receptor 1A1-like. Gene Ontology annotation, biological process: G protein-coupled receptor signaling pathway. The record is from RefSeq and is a predicted model, not a curated record. Gene Ontology annotation, cellular component: membrane. Gene Ontology annotation, molecular function: G protein-coupled receptor activity; olfactory receptor activity. Lineage: Eukaryota; Metazoa; Chordata; Mammalia; Tubulidentata; Orycteropodidae.
AUGAGGGAAGAAAACCAGUCCUCCACCCAGGGUUUCAUUCUCCUGGGAUUCACCAGUCAACAGAAGCAGGAAGAUGUCUUCUUCAUUCUCUUCCUGUUUAUUUACCCCAUCACACUGAUUGGAAACCUGCUCAUUAUCUUGGCCAUUCACUCUGACGUUUGCCUUCACAACCCCAUGUACUUUUUCCUUGCCAAUCUCUCCUUUGUUGACAUCCUCUUCUCAUCUGUAACCAUCCCAAAGAUGCUGGCAAACCACAUCUUGGGCACCAAAGCCAUCUCCUUUGGAGGAUGUCUAGCACAGAUGGAUCUCAUGCUUGCAUUGGGUAACACAGAUAGCUACAUCUUGGCUGUGAUGGCAUAUGACCGUGCUGUGGCCAUCAGCCGCCCUCUUCAUUACACAACAAUUAUCAGCCUGAGGUGUUGUGUCCUGCUUGUUGUAGGAUCUUGGGUGAUUGGAAAUGCCAAUUCCCUCCCCCACACUUUGCUUACAGCUAGUUUGUCCUUCUGUGGCAAUCAUGAAGUAGCCAACUUUUACUGUGACAUUACCCCUUUGCUCAAGUUGUCCUGUUCUGAUAUACAAUUUAAUGUAAAAAUGAUGUACCUAGGGGUUGUUGUUUUCUCUGUGCCAUUAAUAUGCAUAACAAUCUCCUAUGUUCGGGUCUUUGCCACCGUCCUACGGGUGCCAUCCACCAAGGGCAUGCUCAAAGCCUUCUCUACCUGUGGCUCCCACCUCACAGUUGUUUCUUUGUAUUAUGGGACAGUGAUGGGCAUGUACUUCCGACCUCUGAACAGUUACAACCUAAAGGAUGCAGUGAUAACUGUGAUGUAUACAGCAGUGACCCCAGCCUUAAAUCCUUUCAUCUACAGUCUGAGAAACCGAGACAUGAAGGCUGCCUUGGGGAAACUCUUCAGUCAGAGAAUUUCUUCAUGA